CUGUUAUACCUUGUCGACUUGCUUUCCGGUCCCUCAGACUGGGUCACUUCAUUCGGAGAUCGAAUAGCGAAAACGAAAGACGCAUUUCUACAAAGCCCCGAUAUCUCGAUUUUGAGAUGAAGCUAUUUCUUGUGCUUCUGGCAGCAGCUGCUGCUGUUGCUGCGAGCAGCCUUCAACGGACUAACCACCAGGAAAGAGAAAAUGACGGCAAUGAACUUUCUGCCCAAGGUCAAGGCCACGAUGAAUUAGUCAACCGAUAUCGUCGUGCCCCAACACCCGCACCAGAUCAGGCACCCUUCAUGAAGGAUACGUUCUUGCGGAAACACGUGGCACGGGCGGGCGAGAUGGGCAUCAGUGGCCGAGUCGGCAGCACGCCAUGGAAAAACAGCAUGGCGGGUUUUGCAUUGAAUAAGGCGAAAGACGGCUACAGGAGUGCGAAUCCACAAGCGAGACUCCGAGACAUUCUUCCAGAGUCCUACACGAUCAUUCAAAUGAGAGAUAAGAACGAUUACAAGGUACUCCGUGAGGAUUUUGAGAGCCGGUCCGGAGACAGGUUCGUGACUGAUCACAUCUUUAAAGUGCACGAAUUCGAAAGAAAGCAGGAUGGUCGCAGCUAUGACUACAAAAAGACGGACCAAGUCAACCUCGAUUUGGGUGUUAGUAACGGGGAAGUGAACCAUUUCGCUGGGACUGUGAAGUGUCGCAAUAACGGCCGUAGACAGGGCCGGAGGCGCCACCAGAGGUCUGUUUUCCGAUUAAACGGCCAGCUGUGUAUGCGCAGCUGGGUUAACCCUUCGCCACCCGAGUCGUCGGUGAGUGCUAGGAACCGGGGAACCGACGACUCCUCCACGGGCUCCAGGCCUGGAGGUACUGGCACUGGCACGCAAACCCGCCCCGUGCGCUGUCUUCGGGGCUACCGCCGUGUUGCCGGAAGAUGCCGAAGGAUCCCACGGCGAAGACAACAAGGCUAACACUGUGUCUGGCCACAUUGCCUACGGCCGAUAUACUGCCAGUAGCCGUUUUUAACGUAGCCUUUUAGUGUCACAAAAUAUAUCGUAUUGAACUUUAGUCAAAUGCAUCGAUAACGAAUUUUGGAACAUAUUUUCAUGUAUUCGCCGAUUCUAGAACUUUCAAAGUCGUGUGGUGAAAGCCCGAGAUAAUUUUGUCGGCCUGAAUUAUAGAAAAAGCUCACAGCUCGUCAUUACAGACGUGCACACGAAGUAUCCAGUAUGACUACCAUGUGAAAUUUUGAUGAAGUCCGAUAAAUUACACUGCCAAUUGUAGCUGCCAGGUCCAUGCAUUUGAUCAAUUCCGCUUCUCAUCUAAUCCGUCUGAUGUAUUUAGAAGGACACAAAGAGAGUGUAUGCAAAGCUUAUAAAGAAUAUAUUCAUAACAAGUUGUACAA
Lineus longissimus is the source of this 1405-nucleotide messenger RNA. RefSeq lists its product as uncharacterized. Bases 117 to 971 code for a protein of 284 amino acids. The record is from RefSeq and is a predicted model, not a curated record. The transcript has 3 exons. Lineage: Eukaryota; Metazoa; Nemertea; Pilidiophora; Heteronemertea; Lineidae.